CGGCAAUCGUGAUUGUUCGUUGUUGCAUCUUUGAUUCUAACCUAAAAAAUAACGCCGACUUGUAUUUUAUGUAAGUUUAUUCUGUUUAUUGUAUAAUUUUUAAUAUUAUUUAUACAAAUUAAGAAAAUUUAUUAAAAACAAGGAAAUUUUAAUAACUUCUUAAGGAGGUAAAUAUAGAAGAUCACAAUGGAUAUCAGGCCAAAUAAUACAAUUUAUAUCAAUAAUUUGAAUGAGAAAAUUAAGAAAGAAGAAUUGAAAAAGUCUUUAUAUGCAAUAUUUAGUCAAUUUGGACAAAUUUUGGACAUUGUAGCACUUAAAACUUUAAAAAUGCGAGGUCAGGCUUUUGUUAUAUUCAAAGAAAUUGCUAGCUCAACAAACGCUUUAAGAUCUAUGCAAGGUUUUCCAUUUUAUGACAAACCAAUGAGAAUACAAUAUUCGAAACAAGAUAGUGAUAUGAUUGCAAAAAUGAAAGGCACAUUUGCUGAGCGACCAAAAAAACCAAAACGUAUUUUACCAGCGGCCGAAGAAGAGGCAAAACGAGCCAAAAAACGUGCCAAGGAUCAAUCGAAACAUUCACAACAAGUUGGUUUCAAUACCGCUGGUGUUCCUCAACAUAUUGGUUUGGCAAAUGCUGCAGUUCCCGAACAACCACCAAAUCAAAUUCUCUUCUUAACGAACUUACCAGAUGAGACGAGCGAAAUGAUGUUGUCCAUGUUGUUUAAUCAAUUCCCUGGCUUUAAAGAAGUCCGAUUGGUUCCCAAUCGACACGACAUUGCCUUCGUUGAAUUUGAAAAUGAAGUACAAUCUGGAGCCGCGAAAGAUGCACUUCAAGGCUUCAAAAUCACACCUUCUCACGCAAUGAAAAUUUCUUUUGCCAAAAAAUAAUUUCUCAUAU
Molecule: messenger RNA, 895 nt
Organism: Leptopilina boulardi
Lineage: Eukaryota; Metazoa; Arthropoda; Insecta; Hymenoptera; Figitidae
Gene: snf
Product: U1 small nuclear ribonucleoprotein A
Exons: 3
Coding region: 187-885 (232 amino acids)
Biological process (GO): mRNA splicing, via spliceosome
Cellular component (GO): U1 snRNP
Molecular function (GO): U1 snRNA binding
Source: RefSeq, a predicted model, not a curated record